UCUGUAACACAGGAUUGCAGCUAAUAUUCGCCCAUUUUGUGGAGUAGUUAUUGUGUUGAAGUAGCUGCUAGCCAGUAAAGGACUAAGUGCUUAGAGUUUGAUUCUGGCAGACUAGUAUUAUACCUUUGUGCUCCUUUGCUAGAAGCCCAAUAGUGCAGUCUUCCAACUGGUUUUUUUUACAGAAGGGGGUGUGUCUGACUGCCUGUAAAAGAAUGUCUCUGGGGGGUUUUGAGCAGGGAAGGAUAAAGAAGCUCCAGGAUGAGCGAGAGAGCAUUCAAAAGAAGACAUUUACAAAAUGGAUGAACUCUUUUCUUGACAAGUCUGGUCUCCACGUCAACGACCUAUUUGCCGACCUCAGCGAUGGGCGUCUGCUCAUCCGUCUCCUGGAGAUUAUCUCUGGGGAGAGGAUCGGGUCUAUUGGACGAGGGAGACUCAGGAUCAACAAGAUUGAGAACGUGGGGAAGGCCCUGCACUUCUUGCAGGAGAAGAAGGUGAACCUUGAGAACAUUGGCGCUGAGGACAUAGUGGACGGCAACUCUCGACUCAUUCUCGGCCUCAUCUGGACUGUCAUCCUUCGCUUUCAGAUACAAGACAUUCAGCUUGAGGAUGAGAGCAGUGAGAUGAAGUCAGCGAAAGAGGCUCUCCUGCUCUGGUGUCAACGCAAGACUGCAGGCUAUCCUGGAGUAAAUGUGCAGAAUUUCCACUCCAGCUGGAGAAACGGUCUCGCCUUUAAUGCUCUCAUCCACAAACACAGACCCGACUUGAUAGACUACAGCGGACUGAGGCCAGGCCAGCACAUAACCAACCUCAACAAUUCAUUUGACGUGGCAGAGAAGGAGCUGGGAUUGCCUAGUCUACUGGAUGCAGAGGAUAUUGAUGUUGCCCGCCCUGAUGACAAGUCCAUCAUGACCUACCUGGUCUCUUACUACCACUACUUUUCCAAGAUCAAGGCCGAGGAAACAGGUGGGCGUCGCCUGAACAAGAUCAUUGGGAUAAUGGUGGACAUAGAGAACCUGAAGCAAGACUACGAUGCCAUGGCCACCAGUCUACUGGCGUGGAUUGAGGCCACCAUUGGUCGUCUUGGAGACAGACGGUUCCCCAACACUCUGCCUGAGGUACAGAAACUGAUGGGAGAGUUUAAGAGCUACCGUACGGAAGAGAAACCACCCAAGUACACAGAGCGCUGUAACCUGGAGGUGCAGCUGUUCAACAUUCAGACUAAACUGAGAGCAGCCAAACAGAAGACCUGGUAUCCCCCCGAGGGAAAACUCGUAUCAGACAUCAACAAGGCGUGGGUUCGUCUCGAGGGGGCGGAGCAUGGCCGAGAGGCAGCCCUGAGGAAGGAGCUCAUGAGACAAGAGAAACUGGAGCAGCUGGCCGACAAGUUCACUCGGAAGGCAGGGCUACGAGAGGCGUGGCUUGGGGACAUGACACACAUCCUGGGAGAGUUGGACAAGGGAAAGGGAAUGCACGCUGUAGAUGCUGCUCUGAAGAGGCACGAAGCUAUCAGUGCCGACAUUCAAGCUGGGGAACCCCGUAUUCAGAUGGUGCGUGGGAUCUCACAGGAACUGACCAAUGAGAGGUACCACAAUGCCACGCCCAUUGCCGAUAGAUGUGCUGUCAUCAACAAGAAGUGGACAGAGCUCCAGAAAAUAUUGGAUGAGUUGCGUGGGACCCUCUCGCGUUACCAUGACCUCAUGUCCGUGUUCUCUGAGAUGGAGGACUGCUUAACGGAUAUGAGACAGCUAGAGUCCUCCCUCCGCUCUGAAGACUAUGGGAAGCACCUGCUGGGAGUUCAAGACCUACUGCAGAAACACAACCUCCAAGCUGCUGACCUCAGCUCUCUGGGAGACAGAGUUGCAGUGCUAAAGAAACAGGCUGUCAGAUUUGUGGAUGAAUCCCACCCUGACAGUAGUAAGAUCCAGGAUAAGAGCAGUGAGUUAGACCGCACCUUCCAGAGACUAUCCACACUAGCCAAGACACGUCACAGCAAACUGCAGGAGUCGCUCCGGGUGCAGGAGUUCUUCCUCCAAGUUGAUGAAGAGGAGUCGUGGAUUCGGGAGAAAGAGCCGCUUGCCUCAUCAGCAGAUUAUGGCCGAGAUGUAAAAGGCGUGGUAAAACUACAGCAAAAACACCAGCUGCUGGAGGCAGAGAUACAAGGUCGACAACCACACUUCCAGUCACUAUGUAAAACGGGAGAGAGGCUUGGUUCCCAUGGAAACCUUUCCAGCAAGGUAAUUGGACAUCGGGUGAGCAUGCUGCAAGAGCGCUGGAAGAAGCUCAACGAUAUGGCUUCAGGUAGAAAGUCACGACUGGAAGAAGCGGAACAACUGCAGCAGUACUACUCUGACGCGAGUGCCGCAGACUCGUGGAUGAAGGAGAAGGAUUCUUUGGUGACCAGCAAAGACACGGGAAGAGAUGAACCCUCUGCCAAGAGCCUCCUCAAUAGUCACGAGAAGACGGAGGCAGAGAUCAAGGUUUACAGUGCUGAGAUCGAUCGUCUCAAGGCAAUGAGUUCAAAGGUCAUCCAGGGCUCCAGUUCUAGUGGAAGAUUUGACCGCCUUGGAGCUCUGACCCCGAUGGAGGAUGACAUGGACGAAGAAGAGGUUGAAGUGGACGUAGAAGAGGAAGAGAUCCAAGUGAAGGAAGUUGAGCGAGAGGUCGUUACCGAGGUAACAGUCCAACAAGUCAAAUCUGCGUAUCGCUAUCAGGGACAAGGAAUGGGCUUUGAGAAAGGGGAGGUGUUCAUUUUACUGUCCAAAGCAAACAAGGACUGGUGGCAAGUGAAGAGGACUAAUGGGCAGGAAGGUUUCGUACCAGCCAACUACGUGCGGGAUAUUGAGCCAGCCAAGGUGAAGAAAGCAACAAAGAAGAAGGAGAUGGUCAGCGUCCCUGUGAAGGUCGUAAAGAAGAAGAUAGAAAAGAGAAAGGUUGCUCGUGCCUCUCGUACGGGGUCAAAGUCUGUGCUAGGUCGGAGGUCAAACACACUGUAUGGUGGUGGUCGCUCGGACAGCAGCACAGUGGCUACCAGGCAACAGGCCAUCAACACUGCAUACGACAGACUUGUUCAGGGGGCAGAGCUUCGACGCAAGUAUCUGGAAGAAGCCAUAAGACUGUUUGGACUGAUCCGAGAGUGUGAUGAGGUAGAGGUGUGGAUACGAGAAAAGGAGGCCAUCAUGAAGACUGAAGAGAAAGGAUCUGCCAAGGAAAAAGUGGAAUCUAUGCAGAAAAAAUUUGAUACCUUUGUGACGGACCUGACGGCUAUGAGUGCUCGUGUGAAGGGGUUGAACGAGGAGGCAGACAAGAUGUCCAAGUCUGGCCACACCCAUUCCCACAAGAUACGCUCACGACAGCAGCAGCUGAAUGACAACUGGCAGAGGAUACAAAAAUUGAAGGUCGACAAAGACGAGAACCUUGCCAAUGCACAGAGCUUGCUCCAGUUCCACCAGCUGUGUGACGAGACUCAGGCUUGGAUUAACGAGAAAGACCAGGCCCUGUCCUCUGACGAUACUGGUAGAGACCUUUCCUCAGUACAGGCGCUACAGAGGAGACAUCAGGCUCUGGAGAGAGAGCUUGCCCCAGUGGAGGAGAGACUCAGCAAACUGCGCAGCAUGGCUCGCAAGGUGGUGUCUAGGAACCCACAAGAGGGUCGAGCAGUUGAUGGUCGUCAGAACGAGAUUGCUACACUCUGGGAAAAACUGAAAGUGAAAGCCAACGAGAGGAAAACAACUCUAGACCAUGCCCACCAACUGCAGACUUUCCUCGCCGACUCUCAGGACUUGUUGAAGUGGUCGUCAGAGACGGUGACUGUGAUGUUCUCUGAGGACCUGGCUCGUGAUGUACAGGGGGCGGAGCUUAUGGUCACCCAACAUUCAGAGCUCAAGGCUGAGAUUGACACAAAGGAGGAGAAAUUUGAGCAGCUGCUCUCUCUGGGCAAGCGUGUGUCCAGUCGUCCUGGAUCGCACACUGAUCGGGUGGAGGAGAGGAUGAGGGGCGUGACCACUCAACGGGAGGCACUGCGCGAGGCCUGGGAGCGCAGGAGCAAGGAGCUCAAACAGUGCUCAGAAUUACAGCUGUUCCUAAGAGAUGCAGAACAGGUGGACUCCUCCAUCAGUGCUCAGGAGGCAUUCCUAGGCAACACGGACCUUGGAACCUCAGUGGACAAUGUGGAGGAACUGCUGACUAAGCACAACGAGUUCAUGCGCAAGAGCUCUGCCGUUGAUGACCGUGUGAGGACACUCAGUGAAAUGGCCAAUCGACUCGUCCACGCCGUACACUACGAUGCUGACAGUAUUUCACAAAGACGAGAGGCUGUCGUUCAGAGGAGGCAAAGGGUUAAAUCUCUUGAACAGCAGAGAACCAAUGAGCUCCAAGCAUCGUUGGCAUGGCAACAGUUCAGUCGAGAUGCUGAUGAGGUGAAUGCGUGGAUCAAUGAGAAGCUGAAGACAGCUUGUGACGAGAGCUAUCGUGACCCGACCAACCUCCAGACCAAGCUGCAGAAACACCAGGCAUUCGAGGCAGAGCUGGCUGCCAACAAGGGGAGGGUGGACGGUGUGUGUACAAAGGGCUCCGAGCUUAUUUCCGGGGACAACUACAUGAGUGAGGGUGUGCGGGAGAGGGUAGGCACGCUCACACAAGACUGGAAGAAACUGACCACAGCCUCUGCAGAGAAAGGAGGUCGUCUCAAGGAUGCCUGGGACUUGCACCAGUUCCUCAGAGCUGCCGAGGAAGAGCUCACAUGGGCCAGAGAGGCUGAGGCAUUGCUAGGCAAUGAGGAUAUCGGACGAGACCUUCAAGAGGUGCGAUUCCUGCUCAAAAAUCACGCCCAGUUGGAGGCAGACCUGGCAUUGCACACGGAGAAGGUGGGCGGACUGAAGGAUACCGGCAAGCAGCUGGUGCUGAGUCAGCACUUUGAUGCCAGCACUGUACGGAAGAAGAGUGACGAACUGAACAAGAAGUUUUCUUCUCUGGUCGAGCCCACUGAAGAUCGCAAACAACAGCUGGAAGACUCUCUCAAGCUUCAACAGUUUCUACGCGACGUUGAGGAUGUGCUCCAAUGGAUAAAAGAGCACCGACCGCUAGCUGAGUCAGCAGAUUACGGCAAAUCUUUGUUAGGUGUACAAAACCUCCAAAAGAAGCACCAGGCCGUACUAAAUGAAAUAUCUAGCUAUCAGUCCAACAUAGACUCUAUAAGUACUUCAUCUGAAGGGCUCCUAGAUAGCGGACAUUUUGCCAGUGAUGUAAUCUCUGAGCAGACAACUGAUGUGAACCACAAAUGGAGGCAAUUGCAAUUGUUGUCCGGGCAACGUACGCACAAGCUGGUCGAUGCUCUCAAGGCUCAGAGCUAUUAUCAGGAUGCCACUGAAGCUGACGUUUGGAUGAACGACAAGGCUGGUAUUGCCGCUAAUCAGGACUACGGCCGUGAUGAGGACGCAGCAGUGAAGGCCCUCAAGAAACACGGUGGUCUAGAGGAGGAGGUUGGGAGCUACCAGUCUGUCGUGACAGCCCUUCAAAAGCAAGCUGAGAGUCUGGUCUCAGGGGAUCACUUUGACUCAUCUAACAUCACUGCAAGACAGGCCCAGCUCAACGAGCAGCUGGCUGGUCUCCAAACCCUCACAGCUGCCCGCCGCUCUAAACUGGAAGAGUCCAUCAAGCUUCACCAGUAUCUGCAGGACGUGGAGGAGGUUCUGUCCUGGCUCGCUGAUAAAGAGGGUGUGGCCUCGUCUGAUGACUACGGCAAGGACUAUGAACACCUGCUGGUUCUGCAGAAGAAGUUUGAGGACUUUCAGCAUGAGAUCAGUGCGAGCACAGAGCGCUACUCUGCUGUCAACACACUGGCAAGGAAGCUAGUGGCAGAAGGACACUCGGACACCGUUCUUAUCAAGGAAAAACAAGACGCUGUCAGGGCUGGGUGGAACCUGCUCCAGGACCUUAUGCAGGCUCGCAACAAGAAACUAGCAGCUGCUCACGAGAUACACAAGUUUAACAGAGAUGCUAAAGAGGUCAAAGGUCGUGUCAUCACUAAGGAGAACUCUAUACCCCAAGAAUUGGGGCGGAGUAUUGCAGCCGUACAGGUGCUACAGCGGAAGCACGAGGCAUUUGAACGAGAGAUUGCUGCCAUUGGAAACAAGGUGCGCGAGUUGAGCAAUGAGUCACUGCGCCUGGCAACCAGCUAUCCCGGUGCUAAUGCAGCUGUCAUCACCAACAGCAUGGAGGGGGUGCAGAGUGCAUGGGACUCCCUACAGACCUCCGCGGGGGCACGGAAAAGGAAGCUCAGGGCAGCACUGGAUCUACAGAAGUUCCUCGGAUCGGUUCGUGAUCUUGUGUCAUGGAUGAGAGACAUGGGGGGUGUGCUCCGUGCCGUGGAGGCGGGGAGGAGUGUGAGUGGUGUGGAGGAACUGCUGACUAAGCACAAUGAGCGACGAGCAGAAAUUGAUGCAAGGGAAGAGUCUGUUACCUCAGUUACCAAGGCUGGACGAAAACUGACUCAGCAAGGCCACUAUGCUAGUACUGAGAUUCGUGGCAGUCUGUCAGACCUAAAGAAGGAGAGCAGUCAUCUGCAAGAGGUGUGGGAGGAGCAGAGACAGCGACUGGACCAAAUGUUGCAGCUGCAGCUAUUCCUCAGGGAUGCCAAGAUUGUGGAUGCGAUGAGCAGUGCGCAGGAGGUCCAGCUGUCAGGGGAUAAGCUGGGGGAGAGUGUGGACGAGUGUGACGCCCUCCUCAAAAAACACGAGGCAUUCGAGCGUCUGAUGCAGUCUCAGGAGGAAAAGGUCUCAGCCAUGACAGAGUUUGCAGACCGACUCUCUUCUGAGGGUCACUACGAGGCAGUGGAGAUACGGAAGAGGAGAGCUGCUGUUCUUGAGCGGAGGUCAAAGGUCAAGAAAUCUGCUGUGAAACGGCGUCUCAAACUGGAAGAUUGUCGGAGGCUAACAGUGUUUUUACAGGACUGUGCUGAGGCUGAGAGCUGGAUCCAGGAAAAGCUACAGGUGGCUAAUGACGGUAGUUACCAUGACCCAACAAACCUCGAGAACAAGCUGCAGAAACACCAGGAGUGUGAGGCUGAAGUCAACGCAAACCAGCAAAGGAUCCAGAACAUUGCUCAGACUGGAGAGGGUCUCUUGGAGCAGAAUCACUACGCCUCUGAUGACAUCGGAGCGAGGAUAGAAGAGCUCUUCCUGAAGUGGGAAGAGCUUCGUGAGGCCACCGAGCGUAAGGGGGUGGGACUACAACAAGCUCUUUCUCUUGUACAGUUCAAUAGAAAAAUCGACGGAGUACAAAGUCUGAUACGAGACCGAGUUGCCGUGGCAACUAGUCAUGAAACUGGAAGGGAUUUGGAACAUUGCCAAGUGCUCAUCAGAAAGUUUGACGACUUCAGAAAGGAACUGACUGUUGACAAGAGUCGUCUUGACGAGGUAGUGGGUGUGGCCAAGUCUCUCAUUCAUGACGGGCACAGUGGGGCACACAUCAUCCAAGAGCAUCAGGAAUCCUUAAAGAGGAAGUGGGCGGAGCUCAAUUCCCUGGUGAACGAGCGAAGGGAGUCAUUGAAAGGGGCAGAGCAAGUGCACAAGUUUGUGCGUGAUGCGUCUGAGACUAAUGAGAGGAUGAGCGAAAAAGCCAAGACACUCUUGUCAGACGACUACGGCAAGGACCUGGCUGGAGUGGAGACUCUGAUUCGCCGCCACGAUGAACUGGAGCGUGACCUGACAGCAAUCGAGAACAAACUAGAGUUGCUUGGCAAGGAAGCUAAUCGGCUGGUUUCUGAGCAACCAACAAGCCAGGAACUGGUUGAAGAGAAACAAGCUGAGAUGCUGGACAACUGGUCCCAGCUGAUAGAGAGAGCCGAUGAGAGAAAGAACAACCUCCUCCAAUCACGGGAGCUCCAGCGUUUCCUCGCUGAUCUCCGAGACCUGCUGGUUUGGUCAAAGGACUUCCACGAGCGUUUGACCUCUGAUGACCUUGCCAAAAGCGUAGCGGAGGCUGAGCGGCUCCUGGCUAGUCACAAGGAGAGAAAGGGUGAGCUGGACAGUCGGCAAGAGAACUUCAACAGGAUUACUGAGAAGGGAGAGUCACUGGUGUCGGAGGGGCACUAUGCCUCCGGGGAGAUCCAGUCUCGUCUGCGUCAUCUUGGCGAAGAGCGUGACAAGCUCCAGACCACCUGGACCAACAGACAGGACAUGUUUGUGCAGUGUCAUGAGCUGCAGCUGUUCCUCAGGGAUGCUGAACAGAGAGAUGCCUGGCUGACCACUCAGGAAGCCUUCCUCGCCAAUGAAGAUUUAGGAGAUAAUCUGGACAGUGUAGAAGCUCUCAUAAAGAAGCAUGAUGACUUUGCAAAGUCUCUGGACACACAAGAGGAGAAGUUUGUGUCCCUCGACCAAUUUGCAAAGACCCUAAUUGCAGGAGGCCAUUAUGACACUCUGGCCAUCUCUACACGAAGAGACAUUGUCUUACAGAGGUUUUCGACCGUCAGGGAGCUGGCUGAACUGAGAGCAUUGAAGUUGGAGGACUCAAAGAAAUUACAGCAGUUUUUGAGAGAUGUCUAUGAGGUCGACGGCUGGAUUGGGGAGAUGAUGAAGACAGCUUGUGACGAGAGCUAUCGUGACCCGACCAACCUCCAGACCAAGCUGCAGAAACACCAGGCAUUCGAGGCAGAGCUGGCUGCCAACAAGGGGAGAGUAGACGGUGUGUGUGGGGUAGGACAAGAGCUGAUAGACCACACCCACUAUGCCUCGCACGAGAUCGAAGGUCAUAUUGUGGCACUACACGACCAGUGGAGAGAGCUGGACGAUAAGUCUGAGGACAAAGGUCAGAAGUUGCGAGAUGUGUGGGAGGGUCAGCAGUUCCUUCGAGCUGUGGAGGACGUUGAGGUGUGGAUAGCGGAGAUGGAGACACAGCUGUCAUCCGAGGACACGGGUCGCGACCUCAUCUCAGUCAACAACCUCCUCAAGAGGCACGAGCUGCUGGAGAACGAUAUUCAGUCUCAUCAGGACCACAUUGAUGACAUCAUGAGCAGGGUGAGACGUUUCCGUGACAACAACCACUUCCAGAUUGACCUCAUUGAAGAUCGGGGAAGAGAACUUGUGGCUAAAUACUGUGAACUGGAAGAUCCCAUGGCAUUACGCCGUGGCCAGCUGGAGGACUCGGUACAGCUGCACCAGUUCACUCACGACAGCAACGAGGAGAUGAGGUGGGUGAGAGAGAGGGAGCCGGCUGCAAACAGCACGCUACUGGGGGACAGUCUCACCAGUGUGCAGGGACUCAUCAAGAAGCAUCAGUCCCUUGAGACCGAGCUCACAAGUCAUGAGGCUGUACUGAUGGGUGUAGUCAACAGGGGGCGAGAGCUGAUUACUGCAGGUCACACUGCCUCCGAGACCAUCAACAAUAAGGGAGCGGAACUUCUAGAGGCAUGGUCCAGUCUCUCAGAGGCAGCUGCCAACAGGACUCAACUGCUCAAUGACUCACAAGCUGCACAGCAGUACUAUGCUCGAGCUCACGAAGCUGAGUCCUGGAUCAAUGAUCGUGUUCCCGUGGUAACUGACAAACAGUAUGGGGCCAACGAGGACAGCACACUGGCACUCCUUAAGAAACACGAGGCUGUGGAGGCCGAGAUUGAAGGCUACAAAGGUCGAGUGGAGGAGCUGACAGCUGAGAGUGAGGGAUUGAUUGAAAGGGCACAUUUCGACAGUAUCUCUGUAGCAAAGAAACAGGAGUCGGUGGAGAAAUUGUACUCUGAUCUUGUACAACUCUCGGCAGCCCGAAACCAUGCUCUAAUUGAAGCCCGCCAGCUCCACCAGUUCACGAGGGAGUGUGAGGAUGUGGAGGCGUGGGUGUGUGAGAAGGAGCUUGUUGCUGCUAAUGAGGACCUUGGAAAAGAUGUGGAGCACGUAGAGGUAUUGAUUAAGAGGUUUGCCGAUUUCGUACAUGACGUCUUGGCCUCAGAGGAGAGGGUAACAAAGGUUGACAGAAUGGCACAGUCGCUGCUGGAUGCUAACCAUAGUGAAUCAGCCCAGAUUGGGAACCGCCGUGAUAUCAUCAAGCAGCUAUGGUCAGACCUGAGGGAGUUGGCAGAUGCUCGCACACAGGCCCUCGCAAGUGCCAAAGAGAUACACACUUUCGACCGAGACGCUGCUGACUGCAAAGAGAGGAUACAGGAGAAGGAUGCCUCUCUGUCCAGUGACUACGGCAAGGACCUCGCCAGUGUGCAGGCUCUGCAGAGGAAGCACGAGGGAUUCCAGAGAGAUUUGGAUGCUCUUGGACAGAAGGUCAAUGUUAUCUCAGAAGAGAGUGCACGUCUCUGUCAUGCCCAUCUCGAGUCACAUGACCAUAUCAAAGAGAAAGAAGAGGGUGUGUUUACUGUGUGGACGGCACUUGUUAAGAGGUCGAAGAUCAGAAAGGACAAACUGGUACAAGCUGAGCAGCUGCAGCGAUUCCUCAACACUUUCAGAGACUUGAGCUCUUGGGUGAGUGAGAUGUCAGGUCAGCUGGUGAUGGACGACCUCCCAGAUGAUGUGGAGGGAGCGGAGUCUCUGUUGACCACUCAUGCCGAGCACAAGGUGGAGAUCCAUGCACGAGACGAACAGUUUGAGGCUUUCAAUAAUAAGGGGGAGUCCCUCAUCAAAGCACAUCACUACGCUACCAGUGAGAUUCGUGACAAGAUGUCAUCCAUUGACUCAGCUCACUCUGAGUUACUGAAGCUGUGGGAGACCAAACAGGACGAGUACCAACACCACCACGACACACAGGUGUUCUAUCGUGAUGCUGAACAGGCAGAGUCCUGGAUCACAUUCCGAGAGGGUUUCCUAGGCAACGAUGAUGAGGAACUCGGGGACUCAGUUGACACAGUGGAAGAGUUGCUACGGAAACAGGAAGACUUUGAGAAGAUGUUGGCCGCUCAGGAGGAGAAGUUCGUACAGCUCAACCGAGAAACAAAGGUCGAGGAGAGAGAUCGUAAACGACGAGAUUUAGAGGAGCAAAGACAGAAGGAAUUGGACGAACAAAGACGACUGGAAGAGUUGGAGCAGCAACGUCGUGAGCAGGAGAGGCUGAGAUUAGAAAAAAUACAGAGAAAAGUCGAGGAAGAUCGUAGACGACGUGAAGAUGAAGAGAGGGCGGAGAAGCAGCGUCUUGAGGAUGAGUCAAGAGCAAGGAAAGAGAAAGAAGAGAGACAGCAAAGACUUCUUGAAGAGGCAGUACAAAAGCGGCGGGACAGAGAAAAGACAUUGCUGGAGUCCCUGGAAACGCAAACAGCCCCGUCAUUCCAGUUGAAGGGUGAUGACAUUGCACUAGAGGGAGUGCUCCAUCGUAAGAACGAGUUGGACGAGGGUGGUCGUAAAGCAGCUGUUCGCUCGUGGAGGCAGUACUAUACUGUCCUUGUUGGGCCUCUACUGAAUUUCUACAAAGACAAGAAAGACGUUCAGUCCUAUCUGUCUGCCUGUCCCCCGAUCAAUGUGAGUCAGGGCACGUGUGAGGUGGCUGCAGACUAUGUGAAGAGGAAAAACACCCUUAGACUUAGGUUAGUGAAUGGAGCCGAGUACCUGUUCUCUGCCAAGGAUGACAAUGAGGUCUCCUCGUGGGUGUCUGCCAUAAACUCAGCCAUUAGCCAUGCCCCAUCUCAGACCACACCCACUCUACGACAGACCAAGUCUGCAUAUGGCUUUAACCCUCUCACAUCUGCUCCGUCACCUGCGACACAGCCUGGUAAUUCUAACCCGCUGAGUGUGAGCGCUGGUCCAGCGAUGCUACGAGAGAUGAAAGACUCACUACCUGAGUCAUACCCCCCACCACCUCCACCCCCCACAAGCAUACCAGAGGACGAGGACGAGGAGUAUGAUGAACCUCCCCCUCCACCAUCCGAGAUGCCCCCAUCAUCAAAACCAGCUGAACCCUCGGAGAAACCGUCUGACAAGACACCACCACCAACAGUGAGAUCAGCACCAGCAGCAGAUAAACUGCCAGAGAAGCUGGAGCCGACACCCAUUCGAUCUCCCACCCGACAGGCCCCGGCCCCUCCACCACCUAAACAAGUACAUCCGCAGGAUCCGGCACAAGAGCCCAUUGCCACAGCAACCAAAGAAGCAGCCAUUAAUAAGGGCAAAAAGAAAAGUUUCUUCAAGUUUGGCUCAAAGAAGUAGUGCAUGGACUUGGCAAACUAUACAUAAUUAUAGCAUACUGAAAACAUGAUAAUUAUAUCAGUAGCGAUAGUAGAUUUAAUUGCUGUAUACCAUGCAAUGACUUAUGAUUUUUGUCAUUGCAAUAGAUAUUCAUAGAUCUUCUAGCCUAUGUCAAGAGAGUUCAUUAAUAGGAAGUCUUGUCUAUGCA
Messenger RNA from Halichondria panicea, 12315 nucleotides. Its product is annotated as spectrin beta chain, non-erythrocytic 1-like. Gene Ontology annotation, cellular component: cortical actin cytoskeleton; cell junction; plasma membrane. Gene Ontology annotation, biological process: actin cytoskeleton organization. Lineage: Eukaryota; Metazoa; Porifera; Demospongiae; Suberitida; Halichondriidae. The record is from RefSeq and is a predicted model, not a curated record. Gene Ontology annotation, molecular function: phospholipid binding; actin filament binding. The transcript is spliced from 73 exons. The coding region runs from base 213 to 12128 and encodes 3971 amino acids.